This is a messenger RNA of Pyricularia oryzae 70-15, 309 nucleotides long. RefSeq lists its product as uncharacterized. The record is from RefSeq and is a predicted model, not a curated record. Lineage: Eukaryota; Fungi; Ascomycota; Sordariomycetes; Magnaporthales; Pyriculariaceae. The transcript is spliced from 3 exons. The coding region runs from base 1 to 309 and encodes 102 amino acids.
AUGAUACUCCAUUUUCUCGCCGCCACCACCACCACACCCUUAUCCCCGGCUAGCGUGUCGACAAGUCCGGCUGGCUCGAUUCCCGGCGUCUCCUCAGCCUCCUUGCCGUUUUUUUUUGUUUUUUUUAGGUCCCCGCCCGCUGGAAAUGCGGGUGUUCCAUUGGAAACCAUAGAACGCAUGGAAUCGGCAGCAGUUGCUUGCAGAAUCACGGUGAGGGAAAGAUGGAUAAAAGACAAUUCGGGGGCUUUGUGCAAGUGGCGCUUGUUGGAUGUCCCCGGCCCUUCCCGACCAGUAACCGACUUGGAAUAA